Molecule: messenger RNA, 1845 nt
Organism: Colletotrichum lupini
Lineage: Eukaryota; Fungi; Ascomycota; Sordariomycetes; Glomerellales; Glomerellaceae
Exons: 7
Coding region: 1-1845 (614 amino acids)
Source: RefSeq, a predicted model, not a curated record
AUGUUGAACGAUAGCCAGCUUCACAGCGGCUUUGGUUGGCCUCAGCAAUUCUCGCAAAAAGGAAAGAUAGCCAGGAAUUUUGAAAAUGUACCGUGGCUAAGCUACCAAGAAGAGUUCAACUCACCGAGAGACGCUAUUAGCUUUUUUUUCCAAUUUGACGAUGAUGACGUGAGGUAUCAUGGGCGCGUCCGUCCUGUCCUUGAUAUUUGUCAGAAUGUGGACCUUCGCGACCUUCCCAGCAUCGACUCUCUCGACGGGGAGAAGAGAGUGGCUUGGUUGAUAGAAGGUCAGCUUGUUGAUGGCGUCAUCAAUCUUCGAGAUUGCUUGGGAUCAUUAACUGCUCGCCGACUCGCUGAAGCUUUGUCGACACCAGUUCAGGGGCAUCCAUUGUUCUCCCUUGAAUUUUACCUGCCGUUUCGAGCCUGGCGGAAAACCAAACGUCUUCUCAGAGAUGAAAGAAUCAAGAUAUCGGACCAAGAAUCUCUCCGAUCAUCAAUGAAUGUCACAAACUUGAUGCCUCCGGGAGGUGGUGACGAGGCGAAUCAGGUUCACGGUAUCUACGCAGGUCAUAUUGCUUGUUUGGUCAGCGGGCAUGAUUAUUGGCAAUGGACAGCAUACUUCUCUAUCGACACUUGGUUCGAUGAAGAUGAAGGCAUAAAUGACCAGGUAACACGUUAUGAUAAUGACAUGGAAGAUGAAAGCGGAUGCGACUUUGAGCCGGAUCCUUGUAGCGGUGGACAAGACGACGCCAGAAAGCCAUACUGGAACCCACGAGUUUGGUUUCUUCGCAUAUUUGGCAUUCGACUUGAUCAAAUCGAAGACGAAUGGGAAUGUAUAUCCCUUCACUUAGGAAAUAGUAUUGAGCGACAGGAUCGGGAGCAUAAGAUGCUCCUCCGUGAAGAACGACUAUCACUUGGACUUACUAGUACUGAGCGGCAUGGAUCUAGGGUCAAUUCCCUGAAGACCUUGAUGCUAGAGUCUAGAGAUAUUCUGCAAGAUCUUCUGAGCGUCGUCCGGGAAACGGUGAAGAUUGGGGCAUCUUUCCUGUCAACGGAAGUGAACUUCUUUCUUCAAGUUGACGGGCAGGCUGGAGACACGUCGGAGUGCUACCCUUAUCUUAGGGACAUCAGGCGGAUAUUCAAUGAGCUAGAUCAGCUCAGCUUUCGACUAGAAAGCUAUCAGGAGAAAUGCAACUCCGUGAUACAAUGCUGUGAAGCACUCAAGAAUAAUAAUCCCCUAAGAAUAUUCUCACCAAUCUCAGACGAGCGAUCUGCUGUCAGCUCUCACGGCAUGCUGCAAGUACAGGUAGAGAUGGAGAAAUUGCGAAGCGAGUUGAUACAACUGAGGGUGAAAAACGAACAACUUAUUGCCAUCGAGCCAAAGGAUGUGGAGGAAGUUCGCGUCCUCGCAUUUAGCACACUGCUUACGCAGGCUUUCUCGCAAACUACUGCACUUUUUAGCGCAGAGGGCGUUAUCGCCUUCACAAAGAACUGGCAAUCAUUUCUAAUAUCACUUCUCGUAGCGUAUGGCAUUAACUUUUCGAUUGGAACCGCCUUUCUUAUUUGGAUUCGAAGGGCGCGCCGAAAAUUGCAAGAUGCAUGUGCCUCGAAGUCAGAGCCGUUGCUGCCUGUCGUGCAGCCUACACAGAAUCUCGACGCUGCCUCCGCUAUCACGUUGAGAUCAAGAAGUGAGCCUGUGACUCAAGGCAUUUCCACACACAUUGCUUCGAUAAGAUUCAAUGAGGGUGACAUCACAGUCCACAACCGGCGUCGAUUCUCAGACAGAUUCUGGUCAAGCUAUAGGCAGCCGGAGAGGGUGGAUGUUGGUAUCCCUAUUAUAAGGUAG